GGUUUGCGUGUGUCGCAGCGGGGGAAAAGACAGCGCCAAAGCGCCUAUCACAGUCUCUAAAAUGGAAUUAUUCCUCUCUCUCUCGGCUCAGGUCACCUUGCCGCACCCGAACUGUCAACUUUAGGGCGUGUGAUUCGAGAGUCUUACAUCGUCGCCUCGUGUAACUGAACCCUGCCGUUUGCCAUUUCCGGGGUCUCUUUUUUUUUUCUUUUUCUUUUUUUUCUUUCCCACAUCGCGUCGAUCCCUCCGAAUACAAUCUUGACCGUAACGAACCAACACCUCCCCCUCCCACUCACCUACUACCCCUCCACCACCAAACGACCGCCAUCAUGACCGAGCCCCCUGCAAAGAAGAAGUGUCUCGGCGUCGACUGCCCCAAUGACGCCGGUUCCUUGCAAUGCCCGACAUGCUUGAAGCUGGGUGUGAAGGACAGCUUCUUCUGUUCGCAGGAUUGUUUCAAGAAGAAUUGGAGCAACCACAAGGCUAUGCACAAGACAGAAACGAGUAUUUUGCACCAUGUCCUCCCACCAAAGGUUGUUUCUAAACCAGAUCCAGAGACGGGUGUCUUCAACCCAUUCCCGACGUACCCCUUCACCGGCUCUCUGCGCCCCGUCUACCCCCUCUCCGAGCGCCGCACCGUUCCCAAGCAUAUCCCCCACCCGGACUGGUGGAAGGACGGCAUUCCCAAGUACCCCCGAAGUAUCCUCAACCGGAACAAGGUGGACAUUCUCGAUGCCAAGGGCAUCGCCGGCAUGCGCAAGGUCUGCCGCCUGGCGCGUGAGGUCCUCGACAUUGCCGCCGCCGCCGUCAAGCCCGGCAUUACGACCGACUACAUCGACGAGAUCGUGCACAAGGCCUGCAUAGAGCGCAAUGCCUACCCCUCUCCCCUGAAUUACAACCACUUCCCCAAGUCGGUGUGCACGUCGGUAAACGAAGUCAUUUGCCACGGAAUCCCCGAUCAGCGUGUCCUUCUGGACGGGGACAUUCUCAACAUCGACGUCACGCUCUACUUCGAGGGUUACCACGGCGACCUGAACGAGACGUACUACGUUGGCGACCGCGCCAAGGCAGACCCCGACUCUGUCAGGGUAGUGGAGGCGGCGCGCGAUUGCCUUGAUGCCGCCAUCGCCGAGGUCAAGCCCGGAACGCUCAUCCGUGAGUUCGGCAACAUCAUCGAGAAGAUAGCCAAGGAAAGGAACUGCAGCGUUAUCCGCACCUACUGCGGCCACGGCAUCAACUCGCUUUUCCACUGCCCUCCCAACGUCCCUCACUACGCCAAGAACAAGACGGUAGGAGAGUGCAAACCCGGCAUGACCUUCACCAUCGAGCCGAUGAUCGCCCUUGGCAAGUACCGCGACGUCACCUGGCCCGACAACUGGACCAGCACAACGAUUGACGGCAAGAAGACUGCGCAAUUUGAGCACACUCUCCUCGUGACAGAGGACGGAGUCGAGGUUCUUACAGCCAGGACUGCCAACUCGCCAGGCGGCAAGAUUCCGAUGCCCGGCACUAACGGCGAGACGACCGGCGCUACUGCAUAGACCGUUAUAUAAGCAUUAAAAUGAGAGCAUUAGCAAGCGGCAGAGGCGUUCGGUUGAUGGAAAACCGGGCGGUUAUGGGCUCAUGGGGCGAGUGCACACGGGGGG
Molecule: messenger RNA, 1646 nt
Organism: Colletotrichum navitas
Lineage: Eukaryota; Fungi; Ascomycota; Sordariomycetes; Glomerellales; Glomerellaceae
Product: methionine aminopeptidase
Exons: 4
Coding region: 330-1541 (403 amino acids)
Biological process (GO): proteolysis
Cellular component (GO): cytosol
Molecular function (GO): metalloaminopeptidase activity
Source: RefSeq, a predicted model, not a curated record